UGAGGCGCGCCGUGCGUUCUCCCGGGGAAGUUGUCCCUGGAUCACGGGACGCUGGCCGUGGCGGGCUGCACAGGCUCCCGGGAGGGGCGGUGUGGAGAGUGACCUGUGCUCGCACACAGGCUUCUUGGUGGCGGCAGCAGCAGCCCCAGCGUCUCCUGCCCGUCUCUGGGGUCCGCGCUGUUAGCCGCGGCUCGCGCCUGUCUGUGGGGCUCCUUUAAGAGGCGGUCUUAAUCCCCUCUCCUCGCGCACCAGGAAACAAAGAGGGAAGAAAAAGUCUCUUGCCUCUUCCGCAGCUGCAGACUUUUUCCGGGACUCCCUCCCGGCUAGCCGUGGCGCACUAGCCCCUUCAGCCUGUGUUCACGCCGCCAGCCCCAGUCCUCUCCCUGCGAUCCGACCGAAGCCGAGCCUCAGCUCCCAGCCCCGCCCGCCCCGGCGGCUAAGCAGACAAGCCUCUCGGGCUGUUUGUCGGGCUUUCUUUGCAUAGCCAUCAAUGUCUGAAGAAGUCACUUAUGCAGAUCUAAAAUUCCAGGACUCCAGUAAGACAGGAAAAAUCCAGGAGUUUGACAAAUUUGGGAUAAAAGUACCACCUGCUGCGUCCCACGUAUGGCGUCAAAGAGCCUGGGCUCUGACUCUUCUAUGCCUUCUGCUGCUGAUUGGACUGGGAGUCUUAGGAAGCCUAUUUUACAUAACUUCGAAGAUAGACAUGGAAAAGUUGAAUAAACUACAAAAUUUCAAAGAAGAACUUCAGAGAAAUGUUUCUCUACAACUAAUGCAUAACAUGAAUAGCUCUGAGAAGAUCAGGAAUCUCUCUAUCACACUUCAAGAAACAGCCACCAAAUUAUGUCAUGAGUUAUAUACAAAAAUCCCAGAGCACAAAUGUAAACCUUGUCCAAAGAAAUGGAUGUGGCACGAGGACAGGUGUUAUAUACAAUUUAUGCAUUACGAAACGUGGCAAAAGAGUGACAAGAUAUGUUCUGACCACAAUGCCAGCCUGUUGAAGAUUACAAACAAAAGCAUGUUGGAAUUUAUAAAAUCCCUGAGGUUAUAUGACUAUUGGCUGGGAUUAUCUCCCAGAAAAUAUAAAAAAGGCUACAAGAUCUUGGAUGAGACAAUUAUAUCCUCUGACUGGUUUACAAGAAAUACAAAUGACUUAGAUGACUGGAUGUAUUGUGGAUACACAGAUAACACAUAUGUUUAUCAUACUAGGUGCACCGAGACUAAACGUAUUAUAUGUGAGAAGCUGGCCAAUCCAGUGAAGAUUGAGAGUAUACUAAUGAGUGAAGUACCAGAAGCAUGAAUGUAGUUAGUGCAAUUAUUUUGCCCCAGCUAUUAUCCUGCAAUUAAAGGCAACUUUAGGGAGCAUACAUCUUGCGGAUCACACAAAUGGAAUAAAGAUGCACUGAGACUACA
This is a messenger RNA of Balaenoptera acutorostrata (minke whale), 1410 nucleotides long. RefSeq names its product C-type lectin domain family 12 member A. NCBI's taxonomy places the organism in Eukaryota, Metazoa, Chordata, Mammalia, Artiodactyla, Balaenopteridae. Bases 491 to 1297 code for a protein of 268 amino acids. Gene Ontology annotation, molecular function: signaling receptor regulator activity. The transcript has 7 exons. The record is from RefSeq and is a predicted model, not a curated record.